UGUCCCUUGCCUUGCAGGUACAUGGUGGACGCUGCCGACCAGGAGAAGAUCGAGGCCUCCAAGAAUGAACUGCACAACCUGCUCGACAAGCCGCAGCUCCAGGGCAUCCCGGUCCUAGUCCUGGGGAACAAGCGAGACCUGCCCGGUGCCUUGGAUGAGAAGGAGCUCAUUGAGAAGAUGAACCUCUCCGCCAUCCAGGACCGAGAGAUUUGUUGCUACUCCAUCUCCUGCAAAGAAAAGGACAACAUCGACAUCACCCUACAGUGGCUUAUCCAGCACUCGAAGUCUAGGAGAAGCUGAGAUCCCGCGAAUCGCAGCUCGGAUCGGGAAGAUGCCAUUGUACAAGCCCAUGCCCCUUCUUUCUCCCGCUCUGUCCCUCCAGCUCUCUCUCUAGAUGGGUAUUUUUAGGGGACCCCAGACUCCGCUCGCAUUGAGGUGGAGCCCUUGUUUUUAUUGUAAAGAAAAUGUCCGACUCUGCCCUCCUCCCCUCUCCUCUCUCUCUGUCUCUUCCUCCCAUUUUGGCACUGUUCUGUUGUUGUCUGUGUAUACAGUAUAUAUAUAUAUGUAUAUAUAUUUUAAUUUUUUAAUUUAAGCGAUAGCGCUGUUACUAAACUGGGCCCUGUGAGCAGUAGGAAGGCUGUGGGCUCCCCGAGGCAGCCGAGGGUCAGCGCUGGGAGGAAGGUGAGGGUGGUGGCAGAAGGCAGCCCCUUGGGGACGGGGCCGUGCCAGGCUGCGGGCAGGUCCCUGGGGCUCCCUCGUCCCUCCCCGGGUGUCCUGCCUGUACCCCCAGGAGGGAGCACCCCAGGGGUGCUGGGAGCGUGCCCGCCUUGCCCUUCCCCAGGCUUCUGCCCACAGGCAGGGUUUGGGGGGGGGACGAUGCCACCCCCCCCAGGUUCCUCCCCCCUCCCUCCCCUGCCAUCACC
Messenger RNA from Egretta garzetta (little egret), 923 nucleotides. RefSeq names its product ADP-ribosylation factor-like protein 8A. Gene Ontology annotation, molecular function: GTPase activity; GTP binding. Lineage: Eukaryota; Metazoa; Chordata; Aves; Pelecaniformes; Ardeidae. Bases 22 to 300 code for a protein of 92 amino acids. The record is from RefSeq and is a predicted model, not a curated record. Gene Ontology annotation, biological process: anterograde axonal transport. Gene Ontology annotation, cellular component: lysosomal membrane. The transcript has 4 exons.